GUUUCUGGUCGAUUUGGAUUAUUUAUUACAUGCGUUGUCCUAGAUAACAUCGGGUUCAUAUGUUCAUAUAAAUAAUACAUCGGGAUCGAAGUUUGUGACGUCACUGUAGCAACGUCACAGAUAUUCCUACCUUGGAGACCUGCGAUUGAGGUUUGUUGUAUAUUUACCAUACACUCAGAAUUUUUAUCAAAAUCAUGCCAAAACAGAGACCGGAUCCACAGUUGUCCGUACCAUACGGUAGACCGAUCACUCGGCAUACGGAGGACCAUUCGCUUGUUGAACUUGACUGCAGUGAGCUGGACCCGACUAAAAAAAUGACUAAAGCUGAGGUCGAGCUUUUCUUGGUCCAGCCAAAAGCCAUGUUUAUUGACAGAGGACAGCCCCUCAGACCCCCUGUCCCUGUCAACGAGGAAGCUUUGAGAGAAUUUAUUAAUGAUAUCAUUGAAGUCUCCAUAGAGGAGCUAUUAUAUGGACCUGAGGCAAACAGAAUUGCUGAUGCUGACAUCAAAACAGCAUUCUUCAAUGCUACAAACAUUGACUGGGGGAAGAAGGUACUGACAAAGAGAAAAAAAAAAAAUGUUUUUAAGAAAGCUCUGCAGUUCUGUUGUUGUUGCCUGGGAGUUUGAUUUUUUAAUUAUUAUAAUAAUAUCACGGAACUUUUUAAAACUGGAUUUAUUAAUACAUUUUUAUUUUGAUAAACAGAAUUUAUUUUUUUGAAUGUUACAUUUACACCAAGCUUUGAUAUAUUUCCUUGUUAAUUUUAUCUGAUUUGUAUAUUUUUUUCUUUUAAAACUUAUGUUAUAACAAAUACAAUUUCUAAUACCUUUGUUUGUGUUGUUUCUUUUUUGUUCCCUUGAGUGACUCAAACAUAUAUUGUGUCAAAUUUUAGCAAUAUGACUUUUGAAAAUUAAUGAAAUGUAUAUACAUAUAUGUUGGUGGGAGGGUGUUUAUGUGUUUUUGUGUGCAUGACUGCCUGAAUUUCCAGGAAUGGCGAAAAACGUUUGGAGUGAAUAUGAUCAAAUUUGGAUUUUAUUCUGGAUAAUACUUAAUUCAAAAUCUAGACCUCC
This is a messenger RNA of Magallana angulata, 1067 nucleotides long. RefSeq lists its product as uncharacterized. The record is from RefSeq and is a predicted model, not a curated record. Lineage: Eukaryota; Metazoa; Mollusca; Bivalvia; Ostreida; Ostreidae. The coding region runs from base 195 to 626 and encodes 143 amino acids. The transcript has 7 exons.